This is a messenger RNA of Habropoda laboriosa, 1596 nucleotides long. RefSeq names its product alpha-tocopherol transfer protein-like. Gene Ontology annotation, cellular component: membrane. Gene Ontology annotation, molecular function: phosphatidylinositol bisphosphate binding. Bases 488 to 1474 code for a protein of 328 amino acids. The record is from RefSeq and is a predicted model, not a curated record. Lineage: Eukaryota; Metazoa; Arthropoda; Insecta; Hymenoptera; Apidae. The transcript is spliced from 7 exons.
CUUCACCGGUGUCUCGGCCACGUUGGAUCAUCCUGUGUUCACAAAACCGUAUCCUCUUUCCGUGUACACCAGUGCACGCUUGUUUCGAGGAUCCGUGUGCCCGAUACCGGACACGCUGUUUUUUCGCGCAGAAACCGUGAAAUGACAUCGUGCAGCACGAUCAACAGGACACCGUGAGAAAAGGAUACUAAGAAGAGGAAGCAGGGGUAAAUUGAACUGUUGAGAGAAAACUCGAUCUGCGGAAAGAGGAGAAAUUAUACCGAUCAGACGUUUUCAGAAGUUCUGUUGAGUGGAACUAACGCGAAAGUGGACUUAACGAUCAACUGGUAUUCAGUCAGGUGUACACACGAACAACACACAAGCAUAUGACACACACACCAAUAACCACCAUCACCACCACAACAACAACAAAGAAUUUUGAGGAAGAUCGUCGAGGAAGAAGGAGAGAUAGAUCGUCUGUGGUUCGUCUAAAAUCAGCUGGUUCAUCAUGUAUGUCCGACAGAUCGAUCUAGUAAGCUCGCAAAAGCGGCUUGCCAGUGACUCUAUGGAGAAACAAAAGGUCUCGGAGCACAAGAUCACGAGGACAAUGGACGUGCCACAGCUGAAGCUGGGCAACUACGUGUUGAAGGCUGAGUUCGACGACCCCGAUGAGUUUUUCAGGGAGAAAGCAAGGGACGAGCUACGAGAGACGCCCGAGGUUGUUCAACAGGCACUGAAGGACAUCAGGAUGUUGCUGAAAGACGAGCCAGAGCUGAACGUGCCGGAUGACGAUGAAUUUUACCAGAAGUUCCUGCGACCUUGCAAAUGGUAUCCAAAAAGUGCUUUCGAGCUUAUGAAAAGGUUCUACCAGUUCAGGAAGAACAACCCGCGCUACUGUUCCAAAUUAUUACCCAGCACCGAGAAGAAGGUUUUGUCAUCAGAAAUUGUAAUACCGUUGCCGGAACGCACGAAAGAUGGUUGCAGAUUGCUUUUAAUUAACUCAGGGAGGAAAUGGAAUACUAAGGUCGUCAGCAUCGACGAGAUAUUACGAUCUGUUAUGCUGUCGCUGGACGCGGCCAUGGCUGAGCCCAAGACACAGAUCGGUGGUGUACACGUAAUGUUGAACAUGGACGGUUUCACGCUGACCCACGUGACACAUAUCACCCCAACAUUCGCUGCUACAGUGAUGGAAUGGGUUCAGAGGAGUUUACCCUGUCGUCUGAAGGGCAUCCACGUGGUGAAUCAACCUUUCAUAUUCAACAUGGUCUACGCCAUUUUUAAACCUUUCUUGAUGGAAAAAACGCGCAAGAGGCUCCAUUUCCACGGUACAAACAGGAAUACCUUGAUCUCUCAUCUGGGAACGAAAUGUCUACCCGUUGAAUUUGGAGGAGAAAUGGAGAUGCCUACCGAACCUAUUGGUCAGAGUGUCUGUGACUAUUUCUGCUGGUUCGAGAAGAAUUUCGAGGAGUCGAAUACGUACGGAUAUACCUGUUAAGUGUACAAAAUAAUAAGCGAGCGUCUGCAAUGGACGAUCAACCUCACACGAUCAAUGUCGAAGCGUGACGAAGUAACGAGAUCUCGCGAUUCGCGUUUUUUAUCGACACGAAACGAAGAGAA